This is a messenger RNA of Monodelphis domestica (gray short-tailed opossum), 3941 nucleotides long. RefSeq names its product alanine aminotransferase 1. Lineage: Eukaryota; Metazoa; Chordata; Mammalia; Didelphimorphia; Didelphidae. The record is from RefSeq and is a predicted model, not a curated record. Gene Ontology annotation, cellular component: cytoplasm. Gene Ontology annotation, biological process: biosynthetic process. Gene Ontology annotation, molecular function: protein binding; enzyme inhibitor activity; transaminase activity.
CUACGAACCGGAAGUGUGGCGUUGCCAUGGCGAGAGCCGAGCGCCGGGCCCGCCCCUUCGGUGGCGGUGGCAGCUUCGGCGCGGACAGACUGACGGACAGACCGCAUGAAUUGAGAAUGCAGCAGUGCACACAUAUUUUGGAGCUAUACCAUGGAAAGGACACAACCAUAAGGCCAGAAUCAGGAAUUUGAACAUUUUGGCCUAUCAUCAGUGGGGGAACCUUUGUAAAUUUUUCGAAGAGGGAAAUAAAAAGACCUGAGCCAUAUCUAAGAAGAUUGACCUGGAUGUUUGUGAAGUGUGAAUUGGAGAAGAGAGUAAACUACAGUGUGAUUUACAUCUACCAAUCAUUUGAGGUUCAUAAUGCUCCUAGAAGAUCCUUGGGAGCCACCUGCCUGUCUGUCUGCCUGAGUGGAGUGGCAGGGCAGCCAUACUUCACUGGGGAAGAGCUAAGAUACUGGCCUAGCACUGAAUUGUGUGUCUACCUAUCCACCUGCUCACCUACCGUCGUCUGCAUUUGGACUGAAGAGGCCCACUCCUCUGCCGAGAAGGAGCCAAAGAAACUUGGGCAAAUCAGUAUACCACAAAGAAGAGAGCCAGGUGGCCAGCCUAACUCCAGCAAGGCUUUUGUGAGCAGGCACCUGUUGCAAGACUUGGGUAGGAGAGAAUUGGAAAGAGGAAGCUGCUAGAGCCUUGCCCAGAAAGACCCCAUCAGCAUACUGUCUUGACAGUCUCCUUCUCUUCCUUCAUUGAUAACUGAUCUCCUGUCCCCUCCCUUUGGGGAGGGGCUGCCCCACUGGGGCUUCAUGUGUUUAUGAUGGUAAUGGAAGCUAUAAACUGAUACUGGAAAGUUCAACAUUCUGACUAAGUCAGGAAGGAGGAAAAAGGAAAAGGAGUGGAAGAUUGGAGAGGUUUGAUGAUGAGGAGCUCUCUGGUUGUACCUGUUGAUUCUUUUACUUGAAAGGAGGUCUGGGGUGCUGCCAGGACCCUCAGAGGGACCAUCACUUAUUGGUGAUUGUUUUCCUUUCUCUUGCUCUUCAGUUGCCUGGGAAGUUGGAGUCUUCUUAUCAGGGUAAUUAGCAACAGACCCUGGACUGAGACUGGCCUCUGUCUCAGUGACUGCUUCCCUGCUGAGUGGAUCCUGCCUGCUGUGUGCCACACGUACAAGCUGUGCACCCUGACCCUGUGGGGGGAGGCGACUGUGAGAAGGAACAAGAAGCAGGGGCAGGCAUAGAUCUUCCCCUUUGCCUUGGGCACUGAACCUAAUUGCAUAGUCUCUGGACUGUUCCUUGACACUGAGGUCUAAGGCUUCAGGAACCAGGGCAGGGGAAUUUUGGUGGCAUGUGGAAUAGAUAGUGACCAGUUCCCAGGCUAGGAUUGAGUCACUAGGAUAUACUGCUGCCUAGACCCCAGUCUUCUCCAUAGACUUGUUUAGGUACCACUAGUGAGAGCCAGACUUAAGGCUAUGGGGCAAUUUCUUGCCUUUGGGGACAAAGGUUUGGACUACUGAAUAGUUAACUAAUCGACAGCUGCAACAACCCCAAAGGAGGAGUAGGUGCCAGGCAGGGGAUGCCCCCGGAGGGCUUGGAUCAGGCCACUAGCCUCAUCCCUUGGGUCCAGGCCCAGAUUAGCCUGUUCCCUUCCCUCCUUUACUCUGAUUCAUCCCACCCUACCUGGAAGCAGUUCUUCACCAUGGCUGAGCAUCUAGAACUCCUGGCAGAGAUGCCCAUGGUGGGUAGAAUGGGCACCCAAGAAAGACUGAAACAUGCACAGAAGAGGAGGGCCCACCAACUGAAGAAGUGGGCCCAGGCUGAGAAGGAGAUCCAAGGCAAGAAGGGCCGUAUAGAAAAGAAAUGUAAAACUACUGUUGGGAUCAAGGAGAAACGAGUACUCUUCCCCCCGAGUAUCACCUUGCUGGAAGCAGCAGCACGCAAUGAUCUAGAAGAAGUCCGACAGUUCCUUCAGAAUGGUGUGAGCCCCAAUUUGUGCAACGAGGAUGGCCUUACUGCCCUGCACCAGUGCUGCAUCGAUGACUACGGGGAGAUGGUUCAGCAGCUUCUCGAGGCUGGGGCUGAUGUGAAUGCCUGUGACAGUGAACUUUGGACCCCUCUGCACGCUGCUGCCACUUGCGGCCACCUCCACCUUGUAGAGCUGCUUAUUUCCAAUGGUGCCAACCUUCUGGCCAUCAAUACAGAUGGGAACAUGCCUUAUGACUUGUGUGAGGAUGAGUUGACUUUGGACUCCAUUGAGACGGCUAUGGCUGAGCAAGGCAUCACUCAAGAGAGUAUCGAGGAGGCACGAGGAGUUCCAGAGCUGCACAUGGUAGAAGAUAUUCGGACCCUGCUCCAGACUGGGGCUGACAUCAAUGCUCCCCGAGAUCAUGGUGCCACACUGUUGCACAUUGCCUCAGCCAAUGGCUACCUGGAGGCAGCUGAGCUGUUGUUGGAGCACAAAGCCAACUUGAGCGCCAAGGACCAGGAUGGUUGGGAGCCACUCCAUGCAGCAGCCUGCUGGGGCCAGGUGCAUCUAGUGGAACUGCUGGUGGCCCAUGGAGCUGAUCUGAAUGGGAAGUCACUACUGGAUGAGACCCCCCUGGAUGUGUGUGGGGAUGAAGAAAUGCGGGCCAAGCUGCUAGAGCUCAAGCACAAACAUGAAGCUAUCAUGCGCUCCCAUGACCGCCACCGGGGCUCAGGCUCCCUGCUACAACGACGAACCUCUAGUGCAGGCAGCCGAGGGAAAGUUGUACGGAGAGUGAGUUUGACAGAGCGCACCCACUUGUACCGUAAAGAACACGCACGUGAGGCCAUUGUGUGGCAACAGGAGCCAUCCACUGCCACUGAACCCCCAGAAGAGGAUGAAGAUAAGCAGACAGAUGCUGAGCUCCAGCCACAGGCUGUGGAAAUAGACUCUGUGGCACUGAGACAUCGAAAUGGCAAUGUAGGGGCAGCUCCAGUGGCCCCUAGCAGGCAUCUGUAUUCCAAGAGACUGGACCGAAGUGUCUCCUACCAACUGACCACACAGGAGCCACCUGGACCUGGACCCCUCACUCGGGACAAGGCACACCAUACGCUGGCUGACCUCAAGCGCCAGAGGGCUGCUGCCAAGCUGCAGCGUCCUGUAGCUGAGGACCUUGGUUGGUCAGGGGGUGAGGGACUUCCUUGUGCUGAAUCCCAGGACCCUGGACUCCCUCAAACACCAGUAUAUUACACCUUAGCAAGUGGGGACCCUCCCCUGCUGAAGCUGACUGCCCCUGCUGAGGAGGCCCCAGCUGAGAAGAGGCCCUGCUGUGGGAUCAUGUGAAGUAGACAGGAGUCAUAGGGUCUUAGAGGCUAGCUGGCCUGCUUCCCUUCUCCCUCCUCUAUUUCCCAGGGAGAGGGAGUGGAGCUACUCCCCCACAUUUCUCCAGUGGGGGUGUGAGGCACAGGUGUGAUAGCACCUCCAGCCUAGGCACCAUUGGAAAAGGCCUGGAUUACUUCAGUUCAGCCCAGCCCAGCCCAUUCUUUACUCCCACCUAGCAGUGGCAGGACUUCUGGCAAUGAGAGAGACUGACCAAGGAGUGAGUCUGGGGACCCCAACUGCAGUCAGCCUUAUGUCUCCUGAACCUGAAGGUCUUAUAGUUAGUCCAUUACGUCUCUCCCACUUUGGAGUACGGAUAGACUGAGGCCCAGCUCAUUUCCUCACUCCUGCCCUGGGGGAGCCAGGGGAAUCCUCUCCCCUCAGGUUCACCCUUGCCUUACCCUUGCCAACCUACUUCCUGGUAGCUUUGGAGCAGAGCAUCCAGAGUGGGGGGAGUGGCACCGGGGCCUUGGUAAGGAGAAGCCCUCACUCAGGCUCCUGUCUCAGGUUCAGACCCCUUUGGGGAUAGAUGCCCAUGAUUUGGGGCAAGGGAAUGGAGGAGUCCAUAUUUUUAUUCUGUGAAACUUGAUAAAGGAAUUUUCUGCCAA